AUGCUUCGACGGCGACGACGUCUUCCUCACUCUGUCGUGCGGCUCGUCCUCGUCCUGCUGCUCCUCGGAAGCAGCACCAGCAGCAGGCACACCGCCGGCAAACUCACCGCCGCAUUGUGUGCUGCGUGGCCGCCGUCGCCGGCGGCGAGGGAAGCAGCAGGCGUCGUCGUCGUUCGACUGCCGGACGUGUGGGCGGGAGUUCCCGACGUUCCAGGCGCUGGGCGGCCACCGGACCAGCCACCUCAGGCGGCCGACGACGACCAAGAAGAAGACGCGGUCGUCAAAGGCGGUGCUGGUCCACGCAUGCGCGGCGUGUGGGCUGGGCUUCUCCACGGGCCAGGCCCUUGGCGGCCAUAG
This is a messenger RNA of Miscanthus lutarioriparius, 357 nucleotides long. Lineage: Eukaryota; Viridiplantae; Streptophyta; Magnoliopsida; Poales; Poaceae. The record is from the annotation of a GenBank genome assembly.